Messenger RNA from Penicillium atrosanguineum, 783 nucleotides. Its product is annotated as SGNH/GDSL hydrolase family protein. NCBI's taxonomy places the organism in Eukaryota, Fungi, Ascomycota, Eurotiomycetes, Eurotiales, Aspergillaceae. Bases 1 to 783 code for a protein of 260 amino acids. The record is from RefSeq and is a predicted model, not a curated record. The transcript is spliced from 5 exons.
AUGACUGAGAUCGCAGCCCACCAAGAAAGCGAGGAUGUGUGCAAGCCGUAUGACCAGUUCAUCCUCUUCGGCGACUCCAUCACCCAGAUGUCUUGCAACCAGGCACUCGGGUUUGCCUUUGCUGCAGAAUUGCAAGAAGUCUACAGCCGCAAGAUGGAUGUGAUCAACCGAGGCUUCUCAGGUUAUACUACUUCCCACGCAAUUAAAGUCUUCCCGAAAUUCUUCCCAUCUCCGCAAAUUGCCAAUGUGCGAUUCAUGACCAUUUUCUUCGGUGCCAAUGAUGCAUGCGUUCCAACUCACGAUCAGCACGUCCCUCUGGAGCAGUACAAGGAGAACCUGAAAAGCAUUAUCCAACACCCUGCUACCAAGGCUCAAAACCCUUACAUCAUUAUCAUCACUCCGCCACCAGUCAACGAGUAUCAGCUCGAGGACUUUGACAGUGAGAAAGAUACUCCGCAUCCCAGCCGAACAGCCGCAUUCUCCAAGAUGUACUCAGAGGCUGCCCUUGAAGUUGGCUCAUCACUCAAUAUCCCCGUGGCAGAUAUCUGGACUGCAUUUAUGGAGACUACUGGCUGGAAAGAAGGCCAACCUCUAGUUGGAUCCCGGGAUCUUCCUAGUAAUGAGCAGUUUGCCGACCUGUUUACCGAUGGAUUGCAUCUGAUGCCAGCCGGAUACCGUAUUGUAUAUGAUGAAGUGCUGAAGGUCAUCCGAGCCAAUUGGCCCGAGCAGGCUCCUGAGAAUCUCCCGUUGGUGUUUCCCCCGUGGACCCAGGCUCCGAAAUAA